Cucurbita pepo subsp. pepo (vegetable marrow) is the source of this 903-nucleotide messenger RNA. The record is from RefSeq and is a predicted model, not a curated record. NCBI's taxonomy places the organism in Eukaryota, Viridiplantae, Streptophyta, Magnoliopsida, Cucurbitales, Cucurbitaceae.
UUUAAUUUUGCAGCAAAGCAUCUAGAAUUGCCAUACUUAGGUGCAUACUUGAAUUCAAUUGGAGCAAAUUUCCGACACGGUGCAAACUUUGCGACGGGCGGUUCCACAAUUCGGAAUCAAAACGAAUCGGUGUUUGAGAAUGGAGUCAGCCCAUUUUCACUCGAUAUUCAAGUCGUACAGUUUCGUCAGUUCAAAAAUCGUACUAUCGAUCGAUAUCGUGAAGAAACAAAUGACUUUAUUAGAAGCACUCUUCCGAUACCAGAAGACUUCUCUAAGGCUCUUUUCACCAUCGAUAUUGGUCAGAACGAUCUCUCUGCUGGAUUUCGUAAAAUGACAAACGACCAAUUUCGAAUGGCAAUUCCUAAUAUCAUUGGAGAAUUUGCAGCCGCCAUUGAAGAGUUAUAUAGAGAAGGAGCAAGGGCAUUUUGGGUACACAACACAGGGCCCAUAGGCUGCAUUCCAGUGGCGAUUCGCACCACAGUCAACGGAGAUCUUGACCAAAACGGCUGCGUUAAGUACCAAAACGACGCCGCUUUGGAGUUCAACAGACAGCUUAAAGAACGAGUCAUUCAACAAAGAGCAAAACUCUCAGAUGCUUCUCUCGUCUACGUGGAUGUGUUUGCAGCUAAGCUCCAGCUCAUAGCCAAUGCGAAGGAAGAAGGGUUUAUGGAGAUGGGGGCAAUAUGUUGUGGGUAUCACGAGGGCAAUGAUCACGUGUGGUGCGGGAACCAGAAGAUCAUAAAUGGCAGCCAAGUGUACGCUGGAUCUUGUGACGAUCCUUCCAGAUUUAUCAGCUGGGAUGGGGUCCAUUAUACUGAGGCUGCUAACCGUUGGAUCGCCAAUCAGAUUAUCAAAGGCUCCUUCUCCGACCCCCAAGUUCCCAUCACGCAUGCUUGUCGUUGA